AUGAUCACCAAAUUCAUGACCGAGAUCACCACGAAGUUCAACCCUUUCUCUCCGGCAGCAAAAUCCGCACGCCUCUUCCUGUCCUUCAUCCCGCCCACCGCCCGGUCCACGGGCAUGGUGAUCAACACCCAGCUCCUGCCCAAGGGCUCGACGGAGGCCCCGACUCUGAGCGUCAAGUUCAAGGACGGCAAGGUCAUGAACCUCGAUUGCGAACGCUUGGGAGUUAAGAACCUCAUCGAGGAGGUCGACCGACACUCUCGUGGUCUGCAGAAGGCCGCCGAUUUGACGGACUAA
Colletotrichum chrysophilum is the source of this 294-nucleotide messenger RNA. RefSeq lists its product as uncharacterized. Gene Ontology annotation, molecular function: structural constituent of ribosome. The coding region runs from base 1 to 294 and encodes 97 amino acids. Gene Ontology annotation, cellular component: mitochondrial large ribosomal subunit. Lineage: Eukaryota; Fungi; Ascomycota; Sordariomycetes; Glomerellales; Glomerellaceae. The transcript is spliced from 2 exons. The record is from RefSeq and is a predicted model, not a curated record.